GCCUUUGAACCGAAAAGGAAGUUCACUGUCACUUUGCGUUUGUUGAUAAGUGCCGAUAACUUUAUCAGUUAUCAAAGUGGAAUAACAUUACACGUCUUAAUAAAGUAAUUACACUAUCAGUGCCAGCAUAACGCUAAAUUAAGACGGUUGUUGCAUUUUAUCAAAUAAUUAACCUAUAAAUUCCGUAAUGGCCUUAUCGAAACCGAUCAUGAAUUUGGUGGCAUCAUACUUGCAAAACCUGUAUUUGAAUCCUAUUAAAACAAAGGCAAUCACAAGCUGUGUUGUGGGAUCAGCAGCUAGCAUUGUGUCACAAGUUGUAGCCGGAGACUGCGUCAGACUUGAUCCAGUCUUAGCUUUUGGAUUAUACGGGUUAUUAUUUGGUGGUACAAUCCCCCACUACUUCUACAACAUAGCAGAGAGACUGUUUCCCGAAGAUGUAGUGGCCUUCCCUCUAGCAAAGAAGCUAUUAUUUGAAAGGCUGGUAUUUGCUCCGUUCAUGCAGGCCUUCUCGCUCUACACCUUGGCCAGGUUUGAGGGCAAGAACCACUCCGCUGCCGUUAAACAGCUGUAUGCAUUGUACUCAACGGUUUUGGAAGCCAAUUGGAAAUGGUUGACACUGUUCCAAGUUAUAAAUUUGGCAUUUGUGCCUCCAAUGCUGCGAGUGCUGUUCAUGAAUUUAGUUGGUUUCGGCUGGGCAAUGUUCCUGGCUACGAAGAGACGCCAACGCCAACAGAAGGAGGAAAGAAAGGAGUAAUAAGUAAAACUAGUAAUGAUACUAUAUGGUGGGGGCUUUAAACAAUGGCAUCAAAUGUCAUGCCUUAUUAUUCUGAAGAUAGUUAUACCUGUUGAUGACUUUUAUACAUUGUGGGACCAUGUUAUUGGUAAUAGGACUAGCAAUUCUAGAAUAUCAAACAGGCCAACUAAGGUGUUAGCUCUAGGUCACAACUUUUAUAUGUUAAGCAAUUGGUUUACAAACUUAUUAGGCCUUUGGUUGUUAAGAGAUAAAACAAAUAAAUAUCAGACAAUCACUGAUUAUCAAUAAUUACAUAAAUAGUUGGCAAUAUUAAUAUCUCAAAGAAAAUAAUUAUCACUUAUCACGCUUUUUAUCGGAAAUCCUAUCUUCUUUAUCAUGUUAGAACAUAAGUUUUAAAAGUCUAUGAAUGUUAUUAUUUUUCUACUCGUUUUAAGAUAAAAUCAUGUCAUGAUAAAACUGUUGACACUUACAGGGAUUUUAAUAUUGAUGUCAAAUAAUGGUUACUUAAAUUUAAAUCAAAUGUUUGGCGUCCAUAAGUGGAACUAAUGAGUGAGCUUUGUGACUGAAAUAAUUAUUUUUAAAAUCUAUUUUUUUGCAUAAUCCUCUUAGUAAGUAUUGACCAUUCCAUUGGAGUAAUGUUAUUAGUGCUGAGUAUGGUAAUUCGCCAUUAACUGGCCGCCGGAAACCGAAAAUGAAUUCUAUUCACCUAUAAAAUAGAAUUCAUUUUAGUAUAAGGUGGCCAGUUAUUGAAACCCUAUUACUAAAAUGAAUUCUGUUUAGGUGUCGGUGAAUGGAACUAAUUUUUAGGGCGGCCAGUUACUAAAACCGGCCAGUUACUGGCGAAUUACCCUAUAUAUACUUUUAUUGCUGUUAUUGUCAUAGUAAUUCUAGUAUGUAAGUAUAUACAUACUUAUGGAAUAUGUUUUUUGCUGUUAUUUCUAGUGAUGCGAGGGAACAAUUCCGUGCUUAAGAAUUAGGUUAGCUAAGAAAUGUUAUAAUAAUGAAACAAAUGGCUAAAUGGAAUGUAUUUAUUUGACAACAGCAAUUGGAUCCAUUAUAUUUUUUAUGUAUUUGUCUACCCACUUAUUUGAGAAAUUGUUUCAACUUAUAUUACGGUGGCUGGCAAUACCAACUCAUUAUUUAUGGUGCAUUUAUUGAGAUUCGUUAUGUUCAAAUACUUAUAUUUUAUUUAUUAUCGUGUAUAUCAUACAAUACAUUGUAUUUUGUUAUAA
Cydia fagiglandana is the source of this 1986-nucleotide messenger RNA. Its product is annotated as PXMP2/4 family protein 3. The transcript is spliced from 4 exons. Lineage: Eukaryota; Metazoa; Arthropoda; Insecta; Lepidoptera; Tortricidae. Gene Ontology annotation, cellular component: membrane; cytoplasm. The coding region runs from base 188 to 754 and encodes 188 amino acids. The record is from RefSeq and is a predicted model, not a curated record.